AUGGCUGAUAACUAUCAGGUGCUCGAGGAGCUUGGCAGUGGAAGCUUCGGUGUCGUCUACAAGGCAAUUGAAAAGUCCACCGGCGAGAUCGUCGCCAUCAAACACAUCGACCUCGAAGGCAGCGACGAUGAUAUCCGGGAAAUCCAGCAGGAGAUCGCCCUGCUGAGCACAUGCGCCAGUCCCUUCGUCACCCAGUACAAGGCCAGCUUUGUGCGCGGUGUCAAGCUAUGGAUUGUUAUGGAAUACCUGGGCGGAGGCUCCUGCUUGGACUUGCUCAAGCCUGGUCCCUUCGGUGAGGCGCACGUUGCCAUCAUCUGCCGUGAGCUGCUGCUCGGCCUCGACUACCUCCACCAGACCGGCAAGAUCCACCGUGACAUCAAGGCCGCCAACAUCCUUCUCUCGCAAACCGGAAAGGUCAAGAUCGCGGAUUUCGGUGUCGCUGCACAGUUGACCAACAUCAAGUCGCAACGCAUGACGUUUGUCGGAACGCCGUACUGGAUGGCGCCGGAGGUCAUUCAAGAGAUGGGAUACGACUUCAAAGCCGACAUCUGGUCCUUGGGAAUCACUGCCAUCGAGAUGGCCAAGGGCGAGCCACCGCACGCUGAGACUCACCCCAUGAAGAUCCUUUUCCACAUCCCCAAGGCACCGGCCCCGCGCCUCGAGGGCAGCGAGUACAGCAAGGAGUACAAGGACUUUGUCGCCCAGUGCCUGGUCAAGGACCCUGACAGGAGGCCUACCGCCAAGGAGCUUCUUAGGCACAAGUUCAUCCAGCGCGCAGGCAGGAUCGAGGGCCUGCGUGAGCUCAUUGAGCGGAGGCAGAUGUUCGACGCCCGCCAGAGGAAGAUCCACCACCCCAAGUACUAUGCCGAGACAAUGCAAGACAUCUCCCCGCUCAACGAGGACGAUGACGACUGGGUGUUCGACACCGUUAAGCCCGUGCAGAAGCCGCAAACGAAGAAGAGGGCGCCGCGUGUGACAUCGAGCGACUUCCCCGAUGACAUCGCGCAUAGGCUCAACUUCAAUCGUAGCGUCAGUGGUACCCAAAGGCCACCCUCCCGCCGUUCUUCUGCCGCAACUGCCAUCCGGGUCUCAUGCGACAACACAUCCGGCACUGCCCGUCGUGUAAGCAACGCUAGGGAGCCCCUCGGAGUCGACAUGUCCUUCGGCAACAGCAACUCGACGGUACGCCAGUUCCGUCGCAUGUCCAUCUCUGGCCAAAACUCGACCGUGGAAUCCCGUUCUGGUACUACGAAGCGUCCUGGCAGCAGCGGCUCCGUCUCUUCCAGCGCUACACUGCUUCCGGAGUCUCAGAACGAGAACACGCCGCCUCUCCCCACUGGAACCAUGGCUACCGUCUCACGCCUCACCAAGGAGUCUCUCCUCGGACGCCGUGCUUACGUCAAGGCCGUCGACGCUGCCUUCCACGAGACCUUUGCCUCCACGGCCUCUCAGCAGAAGCGCGAGGCUCUCGCCCAAGUGGCGCACGCGUGGUCCGCCCUCGACCGGCUCGACCCCGAGGGCGAGUUCCUGCUCCUCCGCACGCUCGUUGAGAAGCUCAACGGCGACCCGAAGCUCGCCUCAGCUCUCGGCAUGGCGCCCGCCGGCAUGCCGCACACGCCUCUCACCAGCGCCAGCUGCAGCCCCAACAGGCAGCCCGCUCUACCCACCCGUCCUCAGACGCCCAGCACCAUGAAGCACAGCCACGACAGUGCAUGCUAUGCCGAUGACUCGUCGUCGGCGCCCAACACACCGACGAAGCAGCGCCUCAUGCUCACGCGGGACAACUCGCACGUCAAGUCGCACCGCCGGCGGCAGUCAACCGCCACCGCGGUUGGCAGCGACGGUAGCGACGACGGCAUCUCCAGUGUCAAGGCGCGCCGGGGCUCCGGCUCUGUCAUUGACGAGAAGAAGCUGCCGGGCUACGUCAAGCCGGGCAUGGAGCAUGCGGGCGUGCUGGCCGACGUCCUGUAUGGACGAUGGAUGGAGGGUCUGAUGUCCAGGUGGCCUAAGACUUAA
Molecule: messenger RNA, 2016 nt
Organism: Aplosporella prunicola CBS 121167
Lineage: Eukaryota; Fungi; Ascomycota; Dothideomycetes; Botryosphaeriales; Aplosporellaceae
Exons: 5
Coding region: 1-2016 (671 amino acids)
Biological process (GO): protein phosphorylation
Molecular function (GO): protein kinase activity; ATP binding
Source: RefSeq, a predicted model, not a curated record